UAUCAUGGCUAAUGACUCCUUGACAAGGGCGCAGAUAAUUGGAGAUGUUCUAGACCCAUUUACUAGCUCGGUGCCUCUAACUGUGAUGUAUGAUGGGAGGCCUGUGUUUAAUGGCAUGGAGUUUCGCUCACCGGCGGUUUCCCUGAAACCUAGAGUUGAGAUUGGAGGUGAUGAUUUUCGAGUGGCCUAUACCCUAGUUAUGAUGGAUCCUGACGCGCCUAAUCCAAGCAACCCAACCCUGAGGGAAUACCUGCAUUGGAUGGUGACUGAUGUCCCAGCAUCGACAAAUGAUAGCUUUGGGCGGGAGAUCGUAACAUACGAGAGCCCAAACCCCACCAUGGGCAUCCACCGGAUGGUGCUGGUGCUGUACCAGCAGCUGGGGAGGGGGACGGUGUUUGCGCCGCAAGUGCGCCACAACUUCAACUCCCGCAGCUUCGCACGCCGCUUCAACCUCGGCAAGCCCGUCGCCGCCAUCUACUUCAACUGCCAGCGCCCGACGGGCACAGGAGGUAGAAGGUUCACCUGAUCGAUUUGGCCAUUCCGGCCAGUCGAUCCAAGGCAAAGCUUAAGCUCUAAGGUCCAUAUACAUCAUAUAGCCGCAUCACACGGGUAUACCUACCAAUAGAUAGCUAGAAAAGCUUGAAUAAACGUACUGGAACAAGGUUUAUCUGAUCUAUCAAAUUGAUCGAUCAGCCAUGUUCAGCUCGUGGGCAUAAAAGUUAAGCUCGAGCUUAGCAGUACCCAUAUGUGCGUGCUUAUAUACACUAAUGCAUAUAGCCGCAUCACACGGUACUUAGCUAGAAAGUUGGAAUAAAUGUACCUGUGGCACUAGUUUGUAGGCUCAGAAGUAAUGUGCCUUGACAAGGAUGCGUAGCUGCUUUGCGAUAAGGGACGUGACAUUUUGUCACGUCAUGGUAAUGAGAUAUAUUGAGAUAUGUGCGGUUCUUUCAGUUCUACAGUUUGA
This is a messenger RNA of Brachypodium distachyon (stiff brome), 964 nucleotides long. RefSeq names its product protein FLOWERING LOCUS T. The transcript is spliced from 4 exons. The record is from RefSeq and is a predicted model, not a curated record. The coding region runs from base 5 to 526 and encodes 173 amino acids. Lineage: Eukaryota; Viridiplantae; Streptophyta; Magnoliopsida; Poales; Poaceae.